Molecule: messenger RNA, 1134 nt
Organism: Coffea eugenioides
Lineage: Eukaryota; Viridiplantae; Streptophyta; Magnoliopsida; Gentianales; Rubiaceae
Product: probable tocopherol O-methyltransferase, chloroplastic
Exons: 7
Coding region: 94-990 (298 amino acids)
Biological process (GO): methylation
Molecular function (GO): S-adenosylmethionine-dependent methyltransferase activity
Source: RefSeq, a predicted model, not a curated record
UUCUUGCCUGCUGCUUUGCAUCUCGAGGAGCAUAGAAGCUUUGUUCUUUGCUAGGAUUGUGCGAUACAACCAACAAUAGUGGGAGGGAAGAACAUGGAUACAGAGGGAAAGACGGAGAGUGAGAAGAUGAAUAAGGCAAUCGCGACGGCAUAUGAUGUCCAUUCCAAAAUACUGGAGGAAAUAGCUGGGGAUCACUUUCACAUCGGCUUCUAUGACUCUAGCACCAUUAUCCCAGGUACUGAUGUCCAUUCUGCUCAGACUCGUACAAUUGAGGCGGCCCUUCGUUUUGCCUCUGUAUCAGAGGAUCCAUCUAAGAAACCAAGAAACAUACUUGAUGUUGGAUGCGGUAUUGGUGGCAGCACCAGGUACCUAGCAAGUAAAUAUGAUGCUCAAGCUAAAGGCAUCACCCUAAGCCCUGUUGAGGCCGAAAGAGCUCGUGUUCUAACUGCUUCCCAAGGAUUAGAAAGCCAGGUCUCUUUUGAGGUGGCAGAUGCCUUGAAUCAGCAAUUUGAAGAUGGUGCAUUCGAUUUAAUUUGGUGUAUUGAAUGUGCAGAUCACAUAAACGACAAAACCAAGUUUGUUCAUGAGAUGAGUCGGUUGGCUGCCCCUGGUGCUACUAUUAUUUUACUCACUUGGUGCCACAGGGAUCUUUCACCCCUUGAACAGGAUUUGCAUCCAGAUGAGAAAAAGUUACUGAACCAAACGGAGAGUGGAAACCGUGUUAAGUGGAUUUCUGCUGCCGAUUAUAUAAAUUUAUUCAAGUCAUGCUCUCUUCAGGAUAUCAACUAUGCAGACUGGUCUCCACACGUUGCUCCACAUUAUGCAGAAAUGAGGAAGUCAACGUUGUCAUGGAAGGGAAUCAUGUCGUAUAUUAGACAUGUUGGAUGGAGGCAAUUGAGCAUCAGGGCGCUGAUGAUGCCGUCAUUGUUCGACAGAUUCAAAAAUGGUCAGCUUAAGUAUUGCAUUCUUACGUGCCAGAAGCCUAGGUAAUUCUAGGGAUGUUUAAUGUCCUUGUAUAAAUAUCACUCCACAGUCGAUAAUUUGCACUUAUGCUUUUCUUCCUCGAAAGCUAAUUUGUCUUGGAAUUGGAUUCUGAUUUGUGCUUAUUUGAACAGUUUUCAACAAUGUUUUGAA